AUUAAUUCACAAGAGAUUUAAGAAGACGAUUAUCAGCGCAAGGGGCGGGGGCGUGACAGUAGCUACAAAACGACUUUUGGGUCAGUUGCCAAUCUCAGCGCAAUCAUACUCAGCCUCUCCAUAUUUAGACUUAACGCUCUUCUCUUAUGACGACAAAUGGGUAUCUGUGAUGGAACGCCCAAAGAACUGCGCAGAUCAUCCCAUCAGGUUUUAUGGUCGUGACUCCGGCCUCAUCAAGUUCAGUAUUCAUGCUGGACGCGGCAGUCUCUUUGGAUCUUCAACUUCCUUAUCGUCCACUAGAAGCCUUGUGGCCUUUACCUUUCAUCCAGCUGAUCCAUUUACCAUAUCUCUGUCCAGCGAGCAAAUGCAGAUUAUGUUGUGA
Penaeus vannamei (Pacific white shrimp) is the source of this 382-nucleotide messenger RNA. RefSeq names its product DET1 homolog. The record is from RefSeq and is a predicted model, not a curated record. Lineage: Eukaryota; Metazoa; Arthropoda; Malacostraca; Decapoda; Penaeidae. Gene Ontology annotation, cellular component: nucleus; cullin-RING ubiquitin ligase complex. Gene Ontology annotation, biological process: positive regulation of proteasomal ubiquitin-dependent protein catabolic process; protein ubiquitination. Gene Ontology annotation, molecular function: ubiquitin-like ligase-substrate adaptor activity; ubiquitin protein ligase binding.